Gallus gallus (chicken) is the source of this 2718-nucleotide messenger RNA. RefSeq names its product poly(U) binding splicing factor 60 (gene PUF60). NCBI's taxonomy places the organism in Eukaryota, Metazoa, Chordata, Aves, Galliformes, Phasianidae. Gene Ontology annotation, cellular component: catalytic step 2 spliceosome; precatalytic spliceosome. Gene Ontology annotation, biological process: regulation of alternative mRNA splicing, via spliceosome; alternative mRNA splicing, via spliceosome; mRNA splice site recognition. The transcript has 12 exons. Gene Ontology annotation, molecular function: RNA binding. The record is from RefSeq and is marked validated. Bases 252 to 1802 code for a protein of 516 amino acids.
CAAGUCUUUCUGCGGGAGCUCUCGCGAGAGUUACCCCUCCGCGCGCCUCUGAGGGUUCUCGCGAGAGUUCCUUGCCGAUCGCCGACGGGGUGGACAAGAUGGCGGCCACAACGACCAUCUCCUUGAGACAUUCUCAGCCCUGUAAUAGAUUUCCAAGGGAUGUGCCUGAACUCUUGGAGUUCAAACCACCCAAAGGGCCGCGCAGCACUCAGAAGCAGUGUCCAUAGCUCCAGGGUACGGAGUCCAUUAAGAUGGAAAAUGGUCAAAGCACAGCAGCCAAACUGGGGCUCCCUCCCCUCACACCGGAGCAGCAGGAGGCCCUCCAGAAGGCAAAGAAGUAUGCGAUGGAGCAGAGUAUCAAGAGUGUGCUGGUGAAGCAAACCAUCGCCCACCAGCAACAACAGCUCACCAACCUGCAGAUGGCAGCAGUGACAAUGGGCUUUGGAGAUCCUCUCUCACCUUUACAAUCGAUGGCAGCUCAGAGGCAGCGCGCCUUGGCCAUCAUGUGUCGCGUUUAUGUGGGCUCCAUAUACUAUGAGCUGGGAGAAGACACCAUUCGCCAGGCCUUUGCCCCGUUUGGACCUAUAAAAAGCAUUGAUAUGUCCUGGGACUCUGUUACCAUGAAGCACAAGGGGUUUGCCUUUGUGGAAUACGAGGUGCCUGAAGCUGCACAGCUGGCCUUGGAGCAGAUGAAUUCUGUCAUGCUGGGAGGAAGGAAUAUAAAGGUGGGGAGACCAAGCAAUAUAGGACAGGCACAACCAAUUAUAGACCAACUAGCAGAAGAGGCACGGGCCUUCAACCGCAUCUACGUGGCUUCUGUCCAUCAGGACCUGUCAGAUGAUGACAUCAAGAGUGUGUUUGAGGCCUUUGGAAAGAUCAAAUCCUGCACGCUAGCCAGGGAUCCCACAACAGGAAAACACAAAGGCUAUGGUUUCAUUGAAUAUGAGAAGGCACAGUCUUCUCAAGAUGCUGUUUCCUCCAUGAACCUCUUUGACCUUGGAGGUCAAUAUCUACGAGUUGGUAAAGCUGUGACUCCCCCGAUGCCUCUUCUGACACCUGCCACACCAGGGGGAUUACCUCCAGCAGCAGCUGUUGCUGCUGCAGCUGCAACAGCAAAGAUAACAGCACAGGAGGCAGUGGCAGGAGCUGCAGUUCUCGGCACUUUGGCCACCCCUGGGCUCGUAUCCCCUGCCCUGACUCUUGCACAGCCACUGGGAGCAUUGCCACAGGCUGUAAUGGCAGCACAGGCACCGGGAGUCAUUACAGGUGUUACGCCUGCCCGCCCUCCCAUUCCCGUCACCAUUCCCCAGGUGGGAGUUGUGAAUCCCAUCCUGGCCAGUCCUCCAGCACUGGGCCUGAUGGAGGUCAAGAAGGAGAAGGAAGAGGAGGAGGUGUUCCAGGAAUCCGAGAGGCCGGAGAUGCUGAGUGAACAGGAACACAUGAGCAUAUCUGGCAGCAGUGCCCGUCACAUGGUGAUGCAGAAACUGCUUCGUAAACAGGAGUCCACUGUGAUGGUGCUUCGCAACAUGGUGGAUCCAAAGGACAUUGAUGAUGACCUGGAGGGAGAAGUGACGGAAGAGUGUGGCAAAUUUGGGGCCGUAAACAGGGUCAUCAUCUACCAGGAGAAGCAGGGAGAAGAGGAGGAUGCUGAGAUCAUUGUCAAGAUCUUCGUGGAAUUCUCCAUGGCCUCAGAGACUCACAAAGCCAUUCAGGCUCUGAACGGGCGCUGGUUUGCUGGCAGGAAGGUGGUGGCAGAGGUGUACGACCAGGAGAGAUUUGAUAACAGCGACCUGUCAGCAUGAACUCUACAGGAAGGACUUGGCCCCUGUCCCCUCUGCCUGUCUGUUUUUUUAGCCAUGUGUAAAGAAUGCUCCCAAGUGGGCACAGAUCUCUGUGAUGUACUCGUAGUUUGGAUAAAAGCACCAAGAAAGUUAACUUGUGUUUUUGCGUGUAUUAAAGGGACGAAUGCCCAUCAGCCAGGGCAGGUGGGUGUAGCCUCAUCAGCCUGGAAGAGUGGAGCCAGAGCCUGAAGAGGGGCCCUGCGUGCACUUUGUGCCUCACACUGUGGUCACUGCAAAAGCACUCGAGUCAGGAUCCUGCUGCGCCUCAAGGGCCGGAAUAGUGUUUUCUUCAGAAGUGGGCCAUGAAUAGUUGGGAUGGAGGAGGGAGGGGUCUCUUAGCGAUACAGCAGUGCUCAGAGGUGCUGCUGAAAUACUGUGAGCCACAAUGGGAGAGAGCUGGGGCAGUGCUAGGAGUGUGCCUUCCUGCUGAGAACCUGCAUGUUGAGCUUCAGCUCCCAGGCAGCCCCAGUGUGGAGCAGAGCCCGAAAGUGAACCAGCUGGAUCUUCUUGGUGCGUUCACAUCCUAUCUGUCCCGAUCCACAGUUAGAUCUCAGUUUUAUUGGUGAGUCGGUCACCCAUACUGAUCCUUCCUUAAUGUGCCAGAAUAAGAGUGUCAGGUCAGACCGCCAGCAUCAUAGCUGGGAUGAAGAGGGGGAAUAACUGAUUUUCACCACGUAAAGUGCUUUUAUUAAAUAUCCAGUCCUUGUGUUAUGGACAGAAAUACGGAACACAUGCCUCGCCUGAAAGAAAAGUUGGGCCUUUUUGAGGGCUCGAAGUUUUUGUAGUAUUUUGAAAACCUGAAUGCAUUUAUUCCAGUAUCUUUCUGUCUAAUUAAGAAUAAAAUUAGCUGGUGUUAACGAUUCUAAAUACUGUAAGC